AUGGUAAAUGGUUACUCCAUCAGUGUGGUAACGAUGAAUGUGGACAGUCACAGCGAGAACGAGCAUUCAUGGACAGAAAAUUCAUUGACCUCUACUUUUAGAUACCUUGAAGAGAUAAUGGCUGAGGCCAUCCAGCUGGUUGCCUUAAACGCAACAGGCGCGAGGGAAAAUGAUCCUGCAAACCAGACAGUCGAAAAGACAGGCAUACAGGAAGAAACAGGCGAUGUGCGAGAAGCAGAGGCAGCCGUGACACAACCAAUUAACGAGGCGAACACUCCAGGAGAAUCUGCUCCAUCAAAUGAAACGACCGUAGAAGCUGAGCGGCAACCCAUGGCAACACUUAUACGAGAGAGUCCACGCCCUGUUUGCAGUCAUUAUCAACGCCGAUGCUUGGUCCGGUUUCCCUGUUGUGGAAAGUUCUCCACUUGCCACUGCUGCCACAACGAGUCUGAUUGUACUGAGGAUCAGGCAAGAGCAGCAAAUGCCACUUAUAUACGCUGUACUAUCUGCUAUGACGAACAAGGGGUGAGACUUUUUUUGAGAACAGAAUUUAAGUUUCCCUCGCUUUCUUUUUUAAGACGAGAUAUACAGCAACAAAGUUCCUGUAGAUGCAAUCAAAUUGCCUUGUUUAAAGAAAUGCUGUAAAUUGACCGCCUAAAUGAUUUUCUCUCUCUUAUUUGUAUGACAUUCUCCAUGCAUUUCAGAUCGACGAAAAUAGCCAGGGGUGCGGCUCCUGCAACUCGAAAAUGUCGGAAUAUUUCUGUGCAACAUGUAAACACUUUACGUCUGUUGACAAGAACCCUUUCCAUUGUACGAAGUGUGGGAUCUGCAGGUUAGGUGCUAUGCUCCGGCCAUGUACAUUUACUUCAGAAUAUGUUUCAAUAAAUCAUCAAUUCAGCCUUGAAACAGUUAGAGAUUUUUUACAUAGUUUUAAGAAGUAAUAACCUUUGUCGGCCUCGCACGCAUUGACCUCAUACACAGGCUUUUUUCUUUAAGAUAAGGUCUUUGGAAAAUAAUUUUCCUUUCUUACAAGUACAAGCGAAUAACUAUUUGAGGUAAUUUGAAGUGGAAAGCUGAAGAAUUGCAGGGGAAGGAUUAUUUGCUUUGCCACAGUUUCCAUCGGGUAUAGAGGGAGUAGUAUAAACCUAGUGAGUAUAGUUAUUCUGGUGAGGGUAGGUUUCUUAUUCAUUACAAAACACUGUUAUUUUUCUGCAUUACUUCUUAAUUAUUGGAUAGAAUCCAUAGCGACAGAUCCUUCCACUGUGAUGUUUUUAACGUAUGCCUGGAAAAACGUCUUGAUGGAAAACGUAAGUGUAGACCUGAUUCGGGACACGAUGAAUGCUGUAUUUGUCUAGAGGUG
Messenger RNA from Pocillopora meandrina, 1360 nucleotides. Lineage: Eukaryota; Metazoa; Cnidaria; Anthozoa; Scleractinia; Pocilloporidae. The record is from the annotation of a GenBank genome assembly.